AUGGCUUAUUCCCCCUCUCCCACCUCGCCAAAUCGGUUAGACAACGGUACCUAUCUCAAUCCUCGUUCUCCCACUCCUCCGGCUCAACCUUUGUCCAAGAGAGACAAGCGAAGAAAUCAACAUGUUGCCCAUCAACAGGAACUCUACAACGAGCUGGCCUCGAACCGAGAACAACACUACCGGGAGCAGCUCAUUGCGCUUCAGACCGACAUGAGCCUCAUAUCCCAAGCAUAUCUGUAUGAUGCGGAGCCUCUGGAGGACUCGCCGGAAGAGAUUGCUAGAAUCACAGAAUUGGCUGCUUCUGGCACUCCUUAUCAGUCGCAAAUGUCGUCGCUGGCCGGUAAAUGGUACGCCGAGUUUGUUCAAGAGGUCAACGACGCCAAAGAAGCAAAAGAGCUGGCUCUUAUACAACUCAUGAACAACCACAAUGCCCGUCUGGAAAGAGUCAAAUACGAAUGCGACUAUCGACUCCAUCUUGCCGCCGAAGAAUGCGAACACAUGACGUCUACCCUGCGGGAACGGCUUUUCCAAGCCCUGUCCAACAAGAGACAGCGUCUGAUGAAAGAAAAAGAACAACUCGACAUCGCCGAUACCAAUGCCCUUCUCCUCCACCCGAGUCAAUUCAGUAUUACCAAUCCUGCAAGUCCCGGCGGGAACCACACCAGUCGCAAAACGCGCUUCACCCGACAUCGUGAACAGGAAGAUCUGAAUGGAGUUGGGGAAGUCAUGAACAAACGGAAGCGAAAGCUUGCCGACGACGAUGUUGGCUCACCAUCACGCAAUGGUGUUUCCACUCCUGCCGACCGCGGUCGUGCAACCGUGACCAACCAAACGGCGCCCCUCUACUCCAUCCACUCACUUUUCACCGACAAGGAACUCAACUUUCAAUCGCAUCAAGCCCAGAUCGCUGCUCGACACUUCUUCGCAACAUCUCGGAAGGAAGGCGAAACCGGCAACACACGCAAGCGAGGUAAAGAUGACGAUGACAAAGGGAACGGGUCCGAUGAAUCUGGGUCGGACGAGGAUGAGGAGCCUGAAGCACCGGAGAUGGAUAGAUCUGCGAGUCAAAAUGUGCACGUUACACGGUCCACUCGAACAUUUGGUGGCAUCAACGGGCUCAAUUCGCUCAGCGAUCUUGCAGAUAAAGCAGCAACCCGUCCUGCGCUGCCUUAUGCCACAUUACAUACCCACCAAGGAAGACAGGGGACGUUUCUGCCACAACCCAGCAGACUGAUGGCGGAAGAAUUGGAGGAGGAUCUGCUCAAGAUUGCUCAAAUUGAAACACAGCCCAAGGGCCAGGUCGACAAAAAGGCCAUCGACGAAGCUCUCAAGCCCUUGGCCGAACCACGGAGCAACCUGGCUCCAGACUGGCCUGUUUAUCUGGACGUGCACCUGGUGGAUGUCGAUCCGCGGAAGAAGGCAGGACGCGAGCGCUAA
This is a messenger RNA of Exophiala dermatitidis NIH/UT8656, 1437 nucleotides long. RefSeq lists its product as uncharacterized. The coding region runs from base 1 to 1437 and encodes 478 amino acids. Gene Ontology annotation, biological process: negative regulation of transcription by RNA polymerase II. NCBI's taxonomy places the organism in Eukaryota, Fungi, Ascomycota, Eurotiomycetes, Chaetothyriales, Herpotrichiellaceae. Gene Ontology annotation, cellular component: Sin3-type complex. The transcript has 2 exons. Gene Ontology annotation, molecular function: histone deacetylase binding. The record is from RefSeq and is a predicted model, not a curated record.